AUGCAGAAGGGCACAGGGCUCCAACAGGUGGACGGACAGGUCUACCUUUCAGACAGAGGACAGAGUCUGGUGGACGGACAGGUCAAGCUUUCCAACACUGGACAGAGUCUGGUGGACGGACAGGUCAAGCUUUCCAACACUGGACAGAGUCUGGUGGACGGACAGGUCAAGCUUUCCAACACUGGACUGAGUCUCGUGGACGGACAGGUCAAGCUUCCCCACACAGGACUGAAUCUGGUGGAUGAAGAGGUCAAGCUUCUCUAUUCAGAGAACACACUUUGCAAUGUGGACUUUGUUAUAAAAAUUCAGGAGCUUAAAGUUCAAGAAAGAGAAGAUGCCCUCUUUGCGUGUGUCCUGACUCACCCACUGCCCAGGAUCUCAUGGAUGGGCAAAGGCAGCGCCCUGCAGGACGGAGAGAAAUACAACAUCAGCGUGUCGGACCAUAAACUGAUCCACCGGCUGCUGAUCAGAGACUGCAGCCAGCAGGACAGCGGCAUCUACUCAGCUGUGGCCGGCAUUACGUCCUGCAGUGCCUGGCUGGUUGUUCAAGAUCCAGGGGUUCAUUUCAUCUGUGGUUUGUCUGAUGUCAAUCCCAUCAUCAAUGAGACUGCUGAGCUAACAUGUAAGCUCAGCAGUGAGGACUGUGAGGGAGCCUGGUUCAGAGACGGGAAAAAGAUAUCUCCAGAAGACAAUUUCAGUGUCAUUAAAGAUGGUGCGAUCCAUAAAUUUGUCAUAAUCAGGUGUGAGGAAGAGCACACUGGGAAAUACCGCUUUGAGGCAGACCAUCGUAAAACAGAGGCUAUGAUCAACGUGAAAGAUCCCCCAAGGUUUGACCCCGAAGACCUCGAGGCUUUUACUGAGUCUGUGACGGUGAAAGUGGGGCACAAUGCAAUCUUCAAACUGCAAUUCGUUGGCCACGAACCCAUCAAGAUUAAGUGGUACAAAGAGGGAGAAGAGCUUCUAGAUGACAACACCACAAAGAUAGAGAAAUCUGCAUGUCACAGCCGCUUGCUGCUGAGCAGGUGCCAGAGGAAGGACACGGGAGAGAUCAAGAUUAAGCUCAAGAACGAACACGGCUUCAUCGAGGCAAUUUCCCAGUUAAUUGUUCUUGCUUUUCCUGGCCCUCCAGCGCCUCCAAAGGUGGUCAGCGCCUCUGACGACUGCAUCAAUAUUUCUUGGGCUGCACCAAAUAAAACAGGAGGCUCACGUCUCCUGGGCUAUAUUUUGGAGAAACGCAAAAAAGGGAGUAAUCUCUGGACUGUUGUCAAUGCCAUGGAUGAAUUUAUAAAAGAAAAGAAAUAUGCAGUGAAAGAUGUCGUGGUAGGGAUGGAGUAUGAAUUCAGAGUCUCUGCCAUAAACCUUUCUGGAGUCGGAGAAAACAGCAGCGCAUCAGACUUUGUUUUUGCACGGGAUCCAAAGGAGCCUCCUGGUAAAGUGAUAGGCCUGAAGGUGACGGAAACUUCUUACACCCACUUUGUCCUGACCUGGACCAAACCUGAGGAUAAACCUGGGGAACAGGAUGAAGCAAAGGGAUAUUUUGUUGAGAUUCGUCCUGCAGAUUGCAUUGAAUGGUCCCGCUGUAACACCACCCUCAUCAUCACCACUUCCUUCCGUGUGAAAGGCCUCAGGCACAUGGAGAUGUACUGGGUGAGAGUGAUUGCGUUUAAUGAUGGAGGAAAUGGUGCUGCAGAGGAGCUGCCCAACUAUGUCCUCGCAAUGCCAUCACCUGUGAGGCCAAAGUUCACGAACCACAAAAUGAAGAGUUUCAUGGUGGUGAAGGCGGGGAACUCUGUCAGGAUCACAGUGCACUUUGAGGCCUCUCCACGCCCGACUAUUACAUGGGUGAAGGACAAUGUGCCAGUGUCAAAGAGAGUUACAGUCAGUAACUCUGACGGCUCGUCCCAGCUGCUGAUCCCUUCCUCUGAGCGCUCUGAUUCUGGCAUCUACUCCAUUCUGGUGAAAAAUAUGGCAGGACAGGAGACAUUCAGUACAGAGGUCAGGGUCACAGAUGAUCCGAAGCCCCCUGGUACGGUAGAGCUGGAUGAAAAUGUGCCCGGCACAGUGACAGUGAUGUGGGAACCGUCUCCUGAUGAGAAGCGUGAUGACCGCCUCCACUACACAGUGUCGAAACUGGACUCCACUAAACGCACAUGGACCAUAGUGGCUGACAGACUCUUCAAUAACAGGUUCACAGUAUGCAACAUCAUGCACGGGAGGGAAUAUCAUUUCCGGGUGUAUGCCAAAAACGACAUGGGCAUCUCUGCACCGUCAGAGUCACCAACCUGUAGGAGGGAGAAGAAGAAAGAGAAAUUCAUGGUGUAUAUACCGACCAUUAAGGACUGUGAUUUGCGAUGUGCUCCAACCUUCAUUGUACCGUUGAAGUUUCACACUGCACCAAAAGGCUAUGAGUGCUACAUGAGCUGUGCAGUGAAGGGAAACCCCCCACCUCGUAUCACCUGGUAUCGGAAUCACAUCAGCCUGAACACUAAUACCAACUAUUACAUCUCCAACACGUGUGGAGUUUGCUCCAUGUUGAUUCUCCACGUAGGCCCCAAAGACAUGGGGGAGUACACCAUCUCUGCAGAGAACGCCCUGGGACGGGCUGAGUGCUCCACCACCCUCAGUGUCAGUGAGUGAAGACACUAAAGGCCCCACAAUAUGAGCAGUGUUUAUUUUAAAGUUUAGAUAUUUUACAUGUUGUUUAAAUUGAAGUGUCGCUU
This is a messenger RNA of Notothenia coriiceps (black rockcod), 2720 nucleotides long. RefSeq names its product immunoglobulin-like and fibronectin type III domain-containing protein 1. The record is from RefSeq and is a predicted model, not a curated record. Lineage: Eukaryota; Metazoa; Chordata; Actinopteri; Perciformes; Nototheniidae. The transcript has 13 exons. Gene Ontology annotation, molecular function: protein binding. The coding region runs from base 1 to 2637 and encodes 878 amino acids.